AUGCACACCGAAUUGGUAGACAGGCGAUGGGAAAAUAAUCGACACAUAAUCGCUAAAUUUAUUCAUCGGCCGCAAAGACGAGAGGUACUAAUACGUGCAAAAUCAGUUCUACGAUCGUCGGAUAUGUUUGUUACCAAAGAUCUACCACAGGCGGACGUGAUAAAGAAAAGGAGUCUCAAAAUUAUCAUGGACCAGGCAUACAAGGAGGGCAAAAGACCGGUGUUUAAAAACGGUAAUCUCUAUAUCAGCGGUGGCGCCUACGGCACGACGACGCCAGAGCAGACGUACGUACGACCAUGGCAAACCUUCAUAGAACUGUUGAUAAUCUUGCCUUAUGCUACUCAUUGGAUGUACGAUUUAGAAUUCAUGUUGCUGUCUGAAAUUAACAGACCGACAAACGCAGACCUUGAAUGGUGGAAGUACGACAAGUUUAAGCUGGAAACAUUAAGUAACGAUGAAUGUAAUGCUUACUUCAGGUUCUUCAAAGAGGAUAUUCACCAUUUGAAAGAUGUGUUUCACAUUCCAGAUCAAGUUAAAUGUAGAAACAACUCGAAAAUUGAAGGAAUUGAAGCACUCUGUAUAAUGUUGCAACGAUAUGCAUAUCCUUGCCGAUAUGUUGACAUAAUUAAAACUUUUGCUAGGCCCGUACCCCAGCUUUGUUUAAUAACUGGUCAGAUGACAAACCACAUAUACAAUAUGUUUGGUAGACUUCUAACAGACCUAGAUCAACCAUGGCUUUCACCAGUCAAUCUUGAAAA
Messenger RNA from Anneissia japonica, 758 nucleotides. RefSeq lists its product as uncharacterized. The transcript has 3 exons. Lineage: Eukaryota; Metazoa; Echinodermata; Crinoidea; Comatulida; Comatulidae. The record is from RefSeq and is a predicted model, not a curated record. The annotation marks the transcript as partial.